Messenger RNA from Symbiodinium sp. CCMP2592, 3327 nucleotides. NCBI's taxonomy places the organism in Eukaryota, Dinophyceae, Suessiales, Symbiodiniaceae. The record is from the annotation of a GenBank genome assembly.
AUGCACAGGAGUCGCGCGAAAGGCCGUACGGUGAUCCUGCUUUUGAUCUUCCAGCUGGUGCCAGAUCCGCUGUACCUCAGGUGGCCCUGCGAGUUUGUUGAUUUGCAGCAUCAUCAUUUCGGAUUUCGACGGCAUCCGCGGCCAAAAGUCGUCAACAACAUAAGGUUCACAGUGGCAUUCCAUAAAGCCUUCAUUGGUCGCACUAGAGAGAAAAGACGGUUAUUGAAGGAUAUCAGUGACACGCAAGUUUCUGCAGUGUGCAUUCUGGGGAAGCCUGGCAUUGGCAAGACCCGAUUUGCAAUCGAAGCCGUGCAGGACGCCAAAGCUGAUGUGAAGUGGCUCAUUACCGCCGACUCGCGCGUGGCAGUGAAGCAAGGCCUAAUGAACCUCGCCGUGGAAAUGGAGCUGUCAGAUCCCUUGAUACAUGACGGAGACAAGCUAGCUUUGGAUUGGCUGGCGAACGCAGAGGGCUGGAUUCUUGUUUUGGACAAUGUCCAGUCCUUCGAUGACUUGACCGACCUCUUGCCUGCCCGUCAUCGGGGGACCAUCGUUGCCACGGCCGCCCACCGAUUCGUUUGCCCUUCCGAGGUCAACAGCAUUUCUCUAAGGCCGUUGGGGAAGCGAGAAGCUUCAGAACUGCUACAGAAGCACGCCCACCGGAAAGACGACUCUGGAGCUCGUAAGCUGGCCUCAGUUUUGGCUGGAUUUCCGGUGGCCCUGGUGCAGGCAGCCAGUCUCGUAUCUGCAAGCAACCUGGGUUUCGAGCCUUUCGCGCAACAGUUUCCCAGACUCCAGAUCAGUCCCGUGGCAAGAGUUCCAUUGGUGAUGGAGCGCAGGUAUCGAAUCAUUGGGAGGGUGCUUUGGCAGAAGCAGAGAGAAUUUCUCGAGAAUGAAGGUCUUGCUGCCUCGAUUUGCUUAGUGCAGUUCAUGUCGACACUUAGCCCGAAAGGGGUGUCCAAGCGGCUCCUUGCGCGCCUAACAGGAUUUGAUGACGGCAAGUAUCAGGAAGCAGUAUCUCCACUGAACUCACUCUCCAUAGUGCGCAUGGACUCAAGUGGAUCUUCCUGCCGCCUUCACUGGCUAUCUCAGCAUGGCAUUCUGGCAGAGUUGGUGCAAAACGGGAACGCCAGCAUGCUGCAAACAGUUUUAGAGGGGCUCAUGCAGCCAGUUGGAAAGCAAUGGUGGUACCCGGCAUCAUUUUAUCGAGUUUCGAAGGUGGUGUUCGAGCAUGGCAAAUUCCUGCUGAACAACUGGCACUUGAAGUUGUUGAGUGCGAAAGCACGGCAUUCGGACAAGCUGGCCAACCUAACCUGCCAAGCAAGGGUAGCAGUUGGUGGAUAUGCUUAUUACAAUCUGGCUGAUGCAAGGUUGGGACGGCAGUGGAUGCAGAAGGAGAUUGCGCGAUGGCCAAGCGAUAGCUUGCAGCACGGGGUUUGUUCCGCUUUGUUAGCUUUGGUGACAUCUGACUCUGACAGGAAAGCCAGUCGAAGGUUUGAUGAGUUUGCAGUCGAUACCGUAACACGCAUCAGAGAUGAUUCGGAGCAUGAUGAGACCUUGGCUGUUUACGUGUAUGUUUUAGCGAACAGCUUGAGACUGGCUGCUGGAGACCGUGUGGAUGCUUCGCGACAGCAGCGACGAGUGGACGAACUGAAAGACCACAUCACGCAGCUAGAGCCUGAACCACGAGCACAUGUGCACUGCUCCUUGGGCAGAUGGUAUCAGUACCGAGAAGAGCUGGAUUUGGCGCUGCGCCAUACGCGUGCAUGUCGCAGGAUCCUUCGUGCACAUCCUCUGGCGAAGGUGGCAGAAAGCUCCAUGGAGCUGAGCAUCGCCUACACAUCAGAGAGGCUGGCCGCACUUUUUUUGGCAUUUGGCCAGUUCCGUAAGGCAAUUCGCCGUGCGCGCGAGGCCUCGCUCCUAUUCGAGCUUGUGUUUGGCCCAAACCACCGCCGAAGAGCACGCUCGCUUGUCAGUUUGGGGCUUGCGGCCGCGGAAGUACAUGGCCCGGACAAGGGCUUACCACACUGCCAGCGAGCAUUGAAAAUUCUGCAGGAUCAAGCGGAUGACACAACCGCUACAGCGAAAGCCCUCUUGUGCAGGGGAAAGUUCUCCCGGCCCGAAGCGGAUCCCUGCAGAGAUCUAGCUAUGGCACAAAAGCUUUUUGAGCAAAUAAACGGAGCAGAGCACCUCGACACGGUGCAGUGCCGUAUCGAGCAUGCAAGGUGUAUGUUGGACCGAUUUGACCAAACUAGACAGGUGGAGCAGCUCGUGCAGAAAGACUUCGAAAGAUUGGAAAAUCGGAACGAAACGUUGCCACGAUUCUUCCAAAGACAGCUGCUCGUUUUGCAUGCCGACAUCUGGAGGAAUAGAGCCAACCAGGCUACGGCGAAGGCCGAGCAGUACUGGCAGAGAGCUGAUGCACUUCGUCCCAGCACAAUUUUACGGUCCAUCUUGGGCAUCGUCAGCACUGUCACUUCGGCACUCGCUUGUGCAGCAUGCCUGCCAACUGCAGCUUUCCGCUUCAAGCGACCGAGUGCGAAGCCACCGGCUCUGGUCGUUGCAAACUCGCACUAUGUCGGCUAUCAUCAGUUACCAGCUGCAUGCAACGAUGGUGAAGCGGUGCGAGCCCUUUUUGCAGAUGCUGGGUACGACGUAAUUCAUAUGAGAAAUGCAACCCUGGACGACAUGAACUCUCUUGUAAAGCAACUGUUACAGCAUCUGUCGGAGAAAGAACAUGCCUUGGUUCCCAUCUACCUGUCCGGUCAUGGGAUUGAGCACCACGGCCUGUUGUACUUUGCGCCCGUCGAUGCCGAGAAGGCGAGGCUGUCGUCCCACCUUCUGCUCAACAGCCUACAGCUCUCGCACUUGCCCAGGGUGGCACAGCAGCACAGCGCAGAGCCAACAAAGUCAGUGCUGUUCUUCUUCUUCCUUGACAUCUGUCGCACGGAUGUCCAGCUGGACGGCGGCAGCAUGGAACCUGAGCAAUCCCUGCUUCGUCCCAGCAAAGCUCCGGGCGUGGUCUACUUCAAGGCCUGUGCUCGUGGCAAGCGAGCUUUCGACGAAGGCAAAGCACAAGGAAAAGGACGCGGGUCAGAUGGUGGAAAUGGAAGCGUGCACGGGCGCUUCACUCGCGCCCUCCUGGAUUUCGGCCAGGAUUCCCGCUUGACCUUGGGCGCGCUUUCAGAGCGUGUGGGUUUGGAUGUAAAGAUGAAGAGCGGGGGGUGGCAGGUGCCCGAAGUUGAUGGACCUCAGGAUAGGAUGGGGGAGUUUCUCCAUACCCGUGCUGCUCGCCACGAGCGCGGCCGAGCUUCGUGCACUCUUUGCUGA